Messenger RNA from Mesorhabditis belari, 1002 nucleotides. The record is from the annotation of a GenBank genome assembly. Lineage: Eukaryota; Metazoa; Nematoda; Chromadorea; Rhabditida; Rhabditidae.
AUGCAUUUUUCUAGUAUUUACUUGUUUUCAUUCAUCAUUCUCAACUUUGUGCCAACGAUUUUAUCAUUUGGCCCAUUGAGCUCACACUUUGUUGAAUGGUUGAAAAGCAAUCACUACGAUCACUACGAUUUCUCGAGGCUAGACUAUGGAAUCAAUGGAAGCUUUGGAGGGAAAAUUGAUGAACAUGAUCAAAUUGAACGAACGCCGAUUAUAUUUUUCCAUGGAAACUCGGACGCGGCGUUGACCACAAAUCCGCCAAUGUUGAAUGGAUUCGUCGAGCAUUUAACCUAUUAUACAAAUAAGGGCUACAAACUUUCCGAACUCUACUCAACUUCUUGGCAAGACAAUGAUAUGAAAAAAGCAGCGAUCAGAACUCAUGAUUGUGAAACAAUACAACGACUUCGAGCCUUUAUGAAUGCUGUUCUUGGUUAUACUCAGGCUUUAAAGAUUAGUGUUGUCUCUCAUUCAAUGGGCGUCACAUUAGCGAGAAAAGUGAUUAAAGGAGGGAGAAUUGAAGAGGGAACGACGGAAAAAACGUGUGACAUUGGACCUUCGUUGGCCGAUCGAGUCGAGGUACAUGUGGCGAUCUCUGGCGGGAAUCAAGGCCUUUGUACGUGUCACGGACUUUCCGAAAGCAAUCAGUAUCCCACUUGUAACUCAAAGAAUGGUUUUUGGGCCGGUGAUCGAUGCAAUGAGAACACUGAUUGCAAGCAGUAUCCUCUUGAAGAGGAUUGCACUCAAAGAGAUUACUCUCUUUAUUUAAAAGAUUUGAAUAAUGGUGAACCAGAAGGAGAGUUCGUUUUUAGUUUAUGGAGUAAAGCAGAUGAGUUGGUGAAAGCGGGUUGCUGGAGUUGGGGACAGCCGACUUGUUUGGUUCCGGGCAGCCACGGGAAAAUGAUCUAUGAUGGAUUGAGCCACAUUGAAACUCGAGAUCUUACUCCUAUUGAUGUCUAUUCAAUCCUCACCGAGAAACGAAUUCCUAUCAAAGUCAAACACGAGUUG